AUGCGACAAACGGUAAUUCUAGCCACUAAACUAUCACGGAUGUUUUCUUUGAAGGUUCAAUUAACGCCAGAAAUAUCUAUUCACACAUAUUUAACUAUCAAAGUACGACUGCACUGUCUUUACCACCAUCUACUACUUUGGUUUAUUUUCGCAUCAUUAUCAGCCAUUUUUCACCCUCAAUUCGUGGACAGUGCACCAGUUUCUUCUCGUGGCCACCAUGCUCGCACAGAUAGGUAA
Messenger RNA from Debaryomyces tyrocola, 237 nucleotides. The record is from the annotation of a GenBank genome assembly. Lineage: Eukaryota; Fungi; Ascomycota; Pichiomycetes; Serinales; Debaryomycetaceae.